Messenger RNA from Apiotrichum porosum, 1602 nucleotides. RefSeq names its product palmitoyltransferase for Vac8p (gene PFA3). NCBI's taxonomy places the organism in Eukaryota, Fungi, Basidiomycota, Tremellomycetes, Trichosporonales, Trichosporonaceae. Gene Ontology annotation, molecular function: palmitoyltransferase activity. The coding region runs from base 1 to 1602 and encodes 533 amino acids. The transcript is spliced from 8 exons. The record is from RefSeq and is a predicted model, not a curated record.
AUGAUUGUGCUGGACAACGACUCGCGUGCCGCUGUGCAACGCGUGAUGCGACGCGCUCCCGUUGCUGUCAUUGUUGUCCUCCUCGCUGGCACAUGGAUCCUGUUCGUUGCAUUCGUCUCCGUACAGCAGGUGCUCCUCACUCGUCAUGAGACGGGCCGCUUUCUCAUACAAAUUGUGGUGUACCACACCCUUCUUUUCCUCUCUGCCGUUUCCUAUACUGCGGCUGUGACGCACCGCCCCAUCUCGCCUGACCAAGACCUCGCGCCGCCCCAUGCGCGGCCUCUCCGCCCCGAUGAGGUGCGGCAACCUUCACCUGCUCGCCCCGCGACCGCCGCAGUCGAUGGAGACGACGAUGACGACAUUCCACUACGUCUGCUGCGAGCCACACGCUCGCCGCAGCCCUGGGAUGAACACUCAGGCGCAGAUGGGCAAGUUGAGCAGGAUGGCGAUGCAGCAGCCAACGCGCGCAGUCGCCGCAGUCCGAAGCGUAGCGCCGAGCGCAACGGCGGCGGUGAUGACGAGGACUAUGGCGAGGACGGCGCCGAGAACCACGCCUUGCUGGCAAAGGAUCCCGAGCCCGAAGCCACGGCCCUCAUGGCCAAGGGCGCCACCGGCGGACUCCGAUGGUGUCGCAAGUGUGAUGGCUGGAAGCCUGACCGCUGUCACCAUUGCCGGUCGUGUAUGCAGUGUGUCCUGAAGAUGGACCACCACUGCCCCUGGCUCGACAAUUGCGUUGGACUCCACAACCACAAAGCCUUCAUGCUUUUUCUCUCGUACACCACUGCGCUGGCAUUGUUCGGCUGUUCCCAGGCCGGCAUUGAGGUGUAUCGCUUCUUCACUGACCCACUCGAUGUUGAGGAACUGAAGAACAACCCUCACGCCGCAGCCAUGAUGGAUGAGAUGGAUAUGCGCUUUGCUCUCCGGCCUGUAAUCUUCAUGCUCCUGACCAUUCUCGGUGUGGCAUUUUCAAUUGCCCUCGGUGCCUUGUGCGCAUACCACUGGUAUCUGCUCUUGAAUAACCGCACCACGCUCGAGGACAUGAACCGCUCCGUGCCGACUGCGUUGCUGGAUCCUCCGACGAGGGCUCUCUUGGAAGAACUUGGGCCUCGUGGUACGCGCCACCGCAUUCCUGGAGCUUGGCGCCCGGACCACAUCCUCACGCGUCCCGAGCGCACCCGUCUCCGCCAGGAAGCUCGGAGUAUCAACAUUUAUGAUGUGGGAUGGCGCCGUAACAUGCGCUCCGUGUUCUGCGGCGAUGGUGCCAUGCCCUCGACAACUUGGCGUGGAUGGCUGUUAGAGGUCAGGCAAGGCCUGUGGCCUCUUACGCGGCCUCGUAUGAGGCAGUAUGGCGCUGGCCACUUCUUCGCCCACGACCCCGCGGCCUUCCAGGAGCUCAAGGCGCUCACCUCGGAGCUGCGUCUUGGCCUCGAGCCAGGUGUUGAGCCUGGCCACCCAGAGCAGUUUGCGCCUCCAGUACCACGCCGUUUCGAUGUGGGUGGUCAGUUUGAGAUUGGUCGUGGCGACAGCGACAGUGACAGUGACAGCGACGCGACUUUGAUCAACGGCCGUAUGCCGCGUCGCAGCAGUUAUGAGUGGGAAUGA